Drosophila kikkawai is the source of this 839-nucleotide messenger RNA. Its product is annotated as myb/SANT-like DNA-binding domain-containing protein 4. NCBI's taxonomy places the organism in Eukaryota, Metazoa, Arthropoda, Insecta, Diptera, Drosophilidae. The record is from RefSeq and is a predicted model, not a curated record.
AAAUAAAAAUAGAAAUGCUUGGAAAUGUUAAAAGAUUGCGGGCGAAAAACUUUUCACCCGUGGAGGAGCGCAUCCUGGAAACUCUGGUAACUGCUUACCAGGAUGUGAUCAAGAGCAAGACAAACGAUGCGGUCACCUGGCGGCGGAAAGUGGAUACCUGGAAGCGAAUAGGGGCAGAGUUCUCCCUGCAGUCUGGGAUGGAGCGUCCUUGGAAGGCUCUGAGGGAGAAGUACAUAAACACUCGUCGAAUAAGAAGGCUAAAGGGUCUGGAUGGUAGCAGCGAAACUAGAUCCGAAGAGGAUCUGGCCAUUACAACUGUCUCAUCCAUAUGUGAGGAUUUCAGGGAGGGAUUUGAAGCCAGAAAUGCUGAAGAGAGUAGCACUGAUACUAAUCCGGUUUUCAAGCCGAGGAACCUCUUGAGUAGCGGCUCUAGCGAUGCCCCACAGGAACAGAACCACUCCGAGUAUUCCAUGCCCAAUAUCAAAGAUGAAACACCCGAUGACUUGGAAGAGAGACUGUCCAGCAAUGCCCUAGCAGAUGAAAAGAUGAUCCUUCUUAAGCUUCAGCAGGAUUAUUACCGCGAUGAGAACUCCAGGGCUGCCGAGAAGCACAAAGUGGAUAUGGAGAAGCGAGGAAUUGAAAUGGAGCAGCUCAAGAUGCAGAUUGCCAAGGAGAAGCUGGAGAUGGAACGACAACAGAUAGAGGUGCAGAGCAUGCGCCUAAAGAACGAUCUGUUAGAGCUGGAAGUCCUAGAGCGACGGGGCAGAAUCAGUGCCACUGAACUGAAGUCUUAAGGUUACUAACUUGGCAAACUUGGUAUUUUAAUUGGUACAAAUCCA